This is a messenger RNA of Sesamum indicum (sesame), 2148 nucleotides long. NCBI's taxonomy places the organism in Eukaryota, Viridiplantae, Streptophyta, Magnoliopsida, Lamiales, Pedaliaceae. The record is from RefSeq and is a predicted model, not a curated record.
CCUUCUCUCUUCUCUCUUUUUCCCUUCCGUUCCUCCCUCUCCUUCCACCGCCCCUCUUGGCUGUCUCUGUCCCGCCCUCGUCGAAGGAUAUACAAUCUAGAUAUUAUUUCCUCAGAAUCUACAGCAAAUGACUUUGCUUGUCGAGUUCUCUGAUUUCAGCGGAUAGUUCCUUCAGGAGGCUGCAUGCUGGUCUGUGAGCUUUUGCUACAGAGUUCAAGUCCAUACAUCAAUACAUGGUGGCAGAGUGACUGUCUUACAAGUUGUAGGGUGGCGACUCAAUUCAAAUUGGAGGAGAAAUCAAGCCAUCACUUCAAGAAAUUAGGGAUCGCAAGAUUUGGAAAUCAAAUCUAUUUAGUGAUCCAUAUAAAGUCGUCCUAUCUAUCGCUUUACAUACAACAAUAAAACUCUGGAAGUUAAAUAGCUAAGGGUGAACAAGAUGCCGCAACUGAAAAUUGUGGCGAGAAACUUUAUGGACAUGGUGGCAUCAUUGCCUGCAAUGAAACUCGACAAGCUUUAUGAGAAUUCAUUCAUUUGUGAAGCCAUCCUCAGAUCUUUGCCUCCAUUGGCAAAGAAAUAUGUGCUGCAGCUGUUAUACAUAGAUGGUCCAGUGACAGCCAAGUGGUUGGAAGAAUGGGUUCUAGCUGAUGGGAUCUCAAAGCACAGAGUGGCAGUAGAUCGAUUAAUUCAGUUGAGAAUCCUGACUGAAACUGUUGAGCGGAAGAAAGAAGCUACAUAUCUUUUUAAUCCAACAUUUCAGCGUAAUCUCCAGAAGCACAUAUUGCACGGUGGAGUUUUACCUAGAGAACCAAUGCCUUCAAACAUCAUUGCGAGACUUCCUAGCUUGGAGGAUCUAGAUGCCUAUGCUGUUCAACAAUGGGAGCUUUUCUUGCUGCACCUUAUAAGCUCUAGUGAAGCGGAAAAAUCAACAAACAUAAGCUCUUCCAUGAUGAAAGUAUUCCAGCGUGGUCUUCUGAGUCAAAAAGAUGACAAGGAGCCUCCAAAAUUGACAGAGAGUGGCUUCCAAUUUCUGCUGAUGGACACAAAUGCACAACUUUGGUACAUAGUCAGAGAAUAUAUAAAUAACUGUGAGGUAUCAAAUGUUCAGGCUCUCUUUGUUUUCCAGUUUCUUUUANAACUCAGCUUUCAUAUUACCGGCAAGGCAUAUAACUUAAACACUUUGUCUGAUAUCCAGCGAAGUAUAAUAAAGGAUCUUGCUGAUUUGGGAUUGGUCAAGCUCCAGCAGGGCAGGAAAGAGAGUUGGUUCAUCCCUACUAAACUGGCCACCAAUCUCUCCAUUAGCUUAGCGGAUACAUCAUCAAGAAAACAGGGGUUUGUUGUCGUGGAGACCAACUUUCGGAUGUAUGCAUACUCAUCAUCUAAAUUGCAUUGUGAGAUCUUGCGCCUCUUCGCAAGGGUUGAGUACCAGCUUCCUAACCUCAUUGUUGGUGCAAUCACGAAAGAAAGCUUGUAUAAAGCAUUUCAAAAUGGCAUUACAGCGGAACAGAUAAUAUCUUUUCUUCAGCAGAAUGCUCAUCCUCGAGUUGCUGAGAGAACACCAUCUGUACCAGAAAAUGUUACUGAUCAGAUUAGGUUGUGGGAAGCAGACUUGAACAGAGUCGAGAUGACGCCUGCUCAUUUUAUUGAUGAAUUUCCAUCCAGGGAUGUCUUUGAUGCUGCUUGUGAUUUCGCUCGAGAAUAUGGGGGUUUGUUGUGGGAAAACUCUAAGAAGAUGCGGCUUGUGGUCAAAGCAGAGAUUUUCGUACAGCUGAAAGAAUUUAUCCGUCGGCAAAAGCAGUAGCCUCGUUGCAUGGGCUUUCCUCUAUUACAGGUGCAGUAAAAGCAGAAAUUUCCUCGGAGAUGAAAGAAUUUGUUCGCGGACGCAGUAGCCUUCUGCACGGGUUACUCUGUUAUACCAUCUGAACAGUCAGAUUAAUGAGCGGGAAAAUGAUGGGUAUCAAUCGAAACAAAAUCUUGGGAUAGCCUCUCAUCGCAGAUCAUAUGUUGGAUUGUUCCUGUAACUUCUUGGUUGGCUAUUCUGUUUGUUCCUAAUUGAAAUCAUCCUCACUAUAAAAUUGUGAGAUUUCUUUCAAAAAGUUCGGAUCUUUAACAAGGUGCAUUUCACAUUAUAUAGUUUCAACCUUUUCUUUU